CAGAAACAAGAUAGCCAUGGCCACAGAAAUUGGCUCCCCGCCACGAUUUUUCCAUAUGCCGAGGUUCCAGCACCAGGCGCCUCGGCAGUUGUUCUACAAAAGACCUGAUUUUGCACAGCAGCAAGCAAUGCAACAGCUUACUUUUGAUGGAAAGCGGAUGAGAAAAGCUGUGAACCGAAAGACCAUAGACUACAAUCCCUCUGUAAUUAAAUAUUUGGAGAAUAGAAUAUGGCAGAGAGACCAGCGUGAUAUGCGAGCAAUCCAGCCUGAUGCGGGAUAUUACAAUGACUUGGUUCCUCCUAUAGGAAUGCUGAACAACCCUAUGAAUGCUGUAACUACAAAAUUUGUUCGGACAUCUACUAAUAAAGUAAAAUGCCCAGUGUUUGUUGUCAGGUGGACUCCUGAGGGGAGACGCUUGGUCACUGGUGCAUCUAGUGGAGAGUUCACUUUAUGGAAUGGACUGACUUUCAAUUUUGAAACGAUAUUGCAGGCUCACGACAGCCCUGUAAGGGCUAUGACUUGGUCACACAAUGAUAUGUGGAUGCUGACAGCAGACCACGGGGGAUAUGUGAAAUACUGGCAGUCCAACAUGAACAACGUCAAGAUGUUCCAGGCACAUAAGGAGGCGAUUAGAGAGGCCAGUUUCUCACCCACGGAUAAUAAAUUUGCUACAUGCUCUGACGACGGCACUGUUAGAAUCUGGGACUUUCUACGUUGCCAUGAGGAGAGAAUUCUUCGAGGACAUGGAGCAGACGUGAAAUGUGUUGACUGGCAUCCAACAAAGGGAUUAGUUGUAUCGGGAAGUAAAGACAGCCAACAGCCUAUCAAAUUCUGGGAUCCAAAGACUGGCCAGAGCCUUGCCACACUACACGCUCAUAAAAACACAGUGAUGGAGGUGAAACUGAAUCUGAAUGGCAACUGGCUGCUAACAGCUUCUCGUGACCAUCUCUGUAAGCUCUUUGACAUUCGUAAUCUGAAAGAAGAACUUCAGGUCUUCAGAGGUCACAAGAAGGAGGCCACAGCUGUGGCCUGGCAUCCUGUUCAUGAAGGGCUGUUUGCCAGUGGAGGAUCUGAUGGCUCUUUGUUGUUCUGGCAUGUUGGGGUUGAGAAGGAGGUUGGUGGAAUGGAAAUGGCCCAUGAGGGCAUGAUCUGGAGUCUGGCAUGGCAUCCCCUUGGACACAUUCUCUGUUCAGGCUCAAAUGAUCACACCAGCAAGUUUUGGACUCGAAAUCGGCCUGGAGAUAAAAUGCGAGAUCGUUACAACUUGAAUCUGCUGCCUGGGAUGUCAGAGGAUGGUGUGGAAUACGAUGAUCUGGAACCCAACAGCCUAGCAGUUAUUCCUGGAAUGGGAAUACCUGAACAAUUGAAAAUAGCCAUGGAGCAAGAGCAGAUGGGGAAAGAUGAUUCCAAUGAUAUUGAAAUGACAAUCCCAGGACUGGACUGGGGAAUGGAGGAAGUAAUGCAAAAGGACCAAAAGAAGGUGCCACAGAAAAAAGUACCCUAUGCAAAACCAAUACCAGCACAGUUUCAGCAGGCAUGGAUGCAGAAUAAAGUUCCUUUGCCUCCCCCACCUGAGCCAUUGAAUGAUAGAAAGGAAGAUAUUAAGCUGGAGGAGAAAAAGAAGACACAGGCAGAGAUUGAACAGGAAAUGGCAGCACUUCAGUACACAAACCCACAACUCUUGGAGCAAUUGAAGAUUGAGAGACUUGCCCAAAAGCAAGCUGAGCAAGUGCAGCCACCACCUCCCGGAGGCUCUCUUCAUGGUCCCCAGCCUUUUCCUGGGCAAGGCCCGAUGUCACAGAUGCCUCAAGGAUUUCAGCAACCCCUUCCACCUCAGCAGAUGCCAAUGAAUAUGCCUCAGAUGGGACCUCCUGGUCCACAAGGACAGUUCAGACCUCCAGGACCCCAAGGACAAAUGGGACCUCAAGGUCCUCCAUUACACCAAGGAGGUGGAGGUCCACAAGGGUUCAUGGGACCACAAGGACCUCCAGGCCCCCAAGGGCCUCCACAAGGAAUGCCACGGCCUCAGGAUUUACAUGGACAUCAAGGAAUGCAAAGACAUCCUGGCCCUCAUGGGCCGAUGGGGCCUCCGGGUCCACAGGGCAGUGGCGGCCCACAAGGCCAUUUAGGACCACAGGGUCUGCCUGGGUCUCAGACUCAUUUAGGCCCACAGGGUCCUCCUGGCCCACAGGGUCACUUGGGCCCUCAAGGUCCCCCUGGGGGUCAAGGAAUGCAAGGGCCACCUGGCCCCCGAGGAAUGCAAGGACCUCUUCCUCAUGGCAUGCAAGGAACUCCAGGAUCUCAAGGGAUGCAGGGCCCUAUAUCUCAAGGGCCUUUGAUGGGACUUAAUCCAAGAGGGAUGCAGGGUCCACCAGGACCCAGAGAUAACCAGGGACCUACUCCACAGGGCAUGAUGAUGGGUCAUCCGCAAGAAAUGAGAGGUCCUCAUAUGCAAAGUGGUUUACUAGGACAUGGUCCCCAGGAGAUGAGGGGGCUCCAGGGACCCCCGCCUCAAGGUACAAUGUUAGGACCGCCACAAGAAUUGCGUGGGCCACCGGGUCCACAAGGCCAGCAGGGACCUCCGCAAGGCUCUCUAGUAGGACCUCAAGGAAACAUGCAAGGACCUCAGGGACAACCGAACCCGUCAAGGGGGCCGCACCCUUCCCAGGGCCCUCUGCCUUUCCAGCAGCAGAAAACGCCUCUGUUGGGUGAUGGGCCUCGUCCCCCGUUUAAUCAGGACGGACAGAACGCGGGACCUCCACCACUGAUACCAGGACUGGGGCAGCAGGGAGGACAAGGUCGUCUUGGCCCUCACAACCAGGGACCUGGCCUUAAUAAAGGUGACUCCCGUGGUCCACCAAACCAUCACAUGGGCCCUCUCUCAGAUAGAAGGCACGACCAGAACAGUGGUGGUCCUGAUCAUGGGCCUGAGAGAGGGUUGUUUCGCGGUGGCCAGGAGUGGGGUGAUGGUAGAGACAGCAGGGGCAUGCCAGAUAGACGAGGACCUCACCCAGAUUUCCAUGAUGACUUUGAUCGACCAGAUGACUUCCGUGACGACUUCCAUCCGGAUAAGAGAUUUGGCCAUCGAUUACGGGAAUUUGAAGGGAGAGGAGGCCCACCACUGCAAGAUGAAAAAUGGAGACGAGGUGGACCUGGGCCUCCAUUUCCUCCUGAUCACCGAGAAUUUGAAGGAGGGGGUUCAAACCGUGGGCCUCCCGGCGCUUGGGAAGGACGGAGACCUUCAGAUGAUAGAUAUCCACGGGAUCCUGAGGACGCAAGGUUCCGAGGAAGACGAGAUGAGAGCUUCCGAAGAGGAGGACCCUCGAGACAUGAGGGCCGGGGACCCAGGGGGAGAGAUGGCUUUCCUGGCCCUGAAGAUUUUGGGCCAGAUGACACUUUUGACUCUCCAGAUGAAAACUCAAGAGGAAGGGACCAUGGUGUUCGGGGGCGAGGUCGUGGUUCUCUUAGAGGAAGCCGGAAGGGUUUGCUUCCUACUCCAGAUGAAUUUCCACGCUUUGAAGGAGGACGGAAACCAGAAUCCUGGGACGGAAACAGAGAACCAGGUAAAAAAAAUGGGGAGGUUUAUUUUAGAUCAGGUCCUCGUCCAGAUCACCCUCCUCAUGACAGGCAUUCUCCGGCAAACAGAGAACGUUCUUCUUCGCUCCAGGGCAUGGACAUGGCCUCAUUGCCACCACGUAAACGUCCCUGGCAUGAUGGACCAGGGACCUCUGACCACAGAGAAAUGGAUGCUCCAGGUGGACCCCCAGAGGAGAGGGGCAAAGGACGAGGAAACUCCGGACCUUCACAGAGAGCACCAAAAUCUGGAAGGUCUAGUUCUUUAGAUGGAGACCAUCACGAUGGAUUCCACCGGGAUGAAGCUUUUGGUGGAGGCCCUUCAGGAGGCAAUAAUCCUUCUAGAGGAGGAAGGAGUGGAAGUAACUGGGGGAGAGGAAAUAACAUGAACUCUGGUCAGUCAAGAAGAGGAGCAUCUAGGGGUGGCGGAAGAGGCCGAUAGAAGAGGCUUUGACUGGGUUACACCCAGUCCCUGCUGGACAAUAUUUAAAUAAACUGCUACUCUGGACUCAUAAAGUAACCUUGCAACACCACAGACCUGGAUUCUUAACUGGGAUAACUGAAUGUGCAUUACUUCCUAACAGGUGUCUUUUCUUAGACCAACCAACUGCUGCUAGCUGCAGUAUUGUAGCUAGCUUUCUGUUUUGUCCUCUCCACCUCUUUUCCCUCAUCUUCUUUUACCUGCUUUGUUUUGUGAAGAGAUGGAGGUUUUUUUUAAGUGUUGUGAGACAUGGAGCACCUCCACAGAUUUCAGUUCACCUCCAGGCAGAAACUUGUUUCUAUAUGUACAGUUUGUUGGAAGAGUUACAUUGGUUUUGUAUGAAUACAGAAUGUAAUUUGCG
Eurypyga helias (sunbittern) is the source of this 4415-nucleotide messenger RNA. RefSeq names its product WD repeat domain 33 (gene WDR33). The record is from RefSeq and is a predicted model, not a curated record. The transcript is spliced from 21 exons. Gene Ontology annotation, cellular component: mRNA cleavage and polyadenylation specificity factor complex. The coding region runs from base 17 to 4015 and encodes 1332 amino acids. NCBI's taxonomy places the organism in Eukaryota, Metazoa, Chordata, Aves, Eurypygiformes, Eurypygidae. Gene Ontology annotation, molecular function: protein binding.